AUGCGGCUGGUUGCUAUUUUCUCUUUCCUUGCUCUCACCUCGGCCGUAGUCGCCACCGAUCCUAGUACCGAACUUGAUCAGCGUGACAUUGAUGAGAUUAACUUUUCUGAUGCCUACGCCGAUGCCCUCGCCUACCACAAGCGGGAACUUUUUACGCGCGCAAUAGCCAAGAACGUGAAGCACAAGCGUCGCUGCAGCUCCGAUGAUGACUGCAACAAGGGCUGGCAAUGCAAGCGUGGUUUCUGUAAAUUAACCACAGUGACAAUGGCGCUGCAAGCCAUCAUAUUAGUAAAGAUGAGAUGA
This is a messenger RNA of Clonostachys solani, 303 nucleotides long. Lineage: Eukaryota; Fungi; Ascomycota; Sordariomycetes; Hypocreales; Bionectriaceae. The record is from the annotation of a GenBank genome assembly.